Molecule: messenger RNA, 1173 nt
Organism: Xiphias gladius (swordfish)
Lineage: Eukaryota; Metazoa; Chordata; Actinopteri; Istiophoriformes; Xiphiidae
Product: signal-regulatory protein beta-2-like
Exons: 6
Coding region: 20-1069 (349 amino acids)
Biological process (GO): response to bacterium
Source: RefSeq, a predicted model, not a curated record
CAUGUGGUAAGAUCAGAAAAUGCUGGUAAUAAUACAUAUACUGUUCCUGCUCAGAACUGUGCGAUGCAUAGAUGAUCACAUCUUUGAGACAAAGACUGUUGAUGUUGGAGUCGAUGUGACUCUAACAUGUCCCCGCCAGAGAACUUGGCGGUCACAAUUAUUUUGGAUCAGGCUUGUUUCUGGAACCUUCCCAGAAGGUUUAGGAGGAACGUUAGCCCUUGAUUACGAGCGCGUUGAGAAAACUCGUCACAUAACGGCAAAACAAGAGCCUGGAACAUUUGCCCUGCAUAUUUCCGAAACGCAAAUAAGCGAUACUGCAGUCUACUACUGCAUAAAAGUGACACAGCUUAAAAUGACAUUUCUGAAAGGAAUAUUUCUGCAAAUCAGAGCGCCAGAACUUGAUAUCACUGCCGUCACUCAAGACCUUCUAUCUGAUCCGGUCCGUCCAGGAGACUCAGUGACUCUCCAGUGUUCAGUCCUCUCUGAAUCUAAGAACAGAGCGUGUCCAGGAGAUCACAGUGUGUACUGGUUCAGAACAGGAUCGGAUGAAUCUCAUCCCGGAUUAAUUGAUGCUCAUGGAAACAGUGGUGAUACAUGUGAAAAGAUCUCUGAAGCUCAGUCUACACAGAAAUGUGUCUACAGCUUCUCCAAGAACGUCAGCUCCUCUGAUGCUGGGACGUAUUAUUGUGCGGUGGCCACAUGUGGGGAGAUAUUAUUUGGAAAUGGAACAAAACUGGACAUUGAAGUUGUCAGCACGUGUGAUUCACAGAGGGACAAUACAAGUGUCCUUGUGUUGUGUGCGGCUUUGGGUGUAAGUCUGAUUGUUAUAGCCGUCCUUGUUUUUGUCAUUGGGAAACAAUCUUGUGAUUGUGGCACGGCUGUCAUCAGUCUGCGAACAAAUGGUGAAGCCGCCACGGGUAAUCAGCAAAGUCAGCAGACAAAUGAGAACUCUUUGCUUUAUUCUACAAUAAACUACACCAGGAAAACAGCUGGCAAAGCAGGGAGAAGGAAUGCAACAGCAAGGGAAGAGGUUAUCUACUCUGAUGUCAGGGCUUUUGUGAUACAUUAACAAUCCAAACACUGGAUUUACGAAUUGAUGGUAAUAUAAUUUUUGUGUGGCACAAUGUGUAAGAAAUGUACUGCUUUAGCAGCACUGGCACUUGCAUUUCAACU